Venustampulla echinocandica is the source of this 393-nucleotide messenger RNA. RefSeq names its product 40S ribosomal protein S22. Lineage: Eukaryota; Fungi; Ascomycota; Leotiomycetes; Helotiales; Pleuroascaceae. Gene Ontology annotation, molecular function: structural constituent of ribosome. The transcript has 3 exons. The record is from RefSeq and is a predicted model, not a curated record. Gene Ontology annotation, biological process: translation. Gene Ontology annotation, cellular component: cytosolic small ribosomal subunit; ribosome. The coding region runs from base 1 to 393 and encodes 130 amino acids.
AUGGUUAAGACCUCAGUCCUCAACGAUGCGCUCAAUGCCAUCAACAACGCCGAGAAGUCCGGAAAGCGACAAGUCCUUAUCCGACCUAGCUCCAAGGUUAUCGUCAAGUUCCUUAGCACCAUGCAAAAGCACGGCUACAUCGGCGAAUUCGAAGAAAUCGACGAUCAUCGGUCCGGUAAAAUAGUGGUACAGUUGAGCGGCCGCCUCAACAAGACUGGUGUUAUCUCGCCCCGUUAUAACGUCCGCCUCGGUGAUCUCGAGAAGUGGGUUGUCAAGCUUCUGCCAUCUCGUCAAUUCGGAUACAUCGUGCUCACAACCUCUGCUGGUAUCAUGGACCACGAGGAGGCAAGACGCAAGCAUGUUGCCGGCAAGAUCAUCGGAUUCUUCUACUAG